AACAGAUUUAUUUAUUUGUACUUUCUUGAUAUCAGGAGAAGAAGAAAAAAGUAUUCAUCUUUAGCUUAUCUAAUAUUUUCCCUAAAUGAUCCGAAUCUUGACAGAAGAAGUACGAUGCUCUUUGCGCUCUGGGUUUACCAUUAGUUCAGUAGGGCAGUGCGUGGAGGAACUUCUACUAAACAGCACAGAUGCUGAGGCAACAUGUAUUGCCGUGCGAGUGGAUUUGGAAACGCUCAGGAUCCAGGUGGUGGAUAAUGGAUAUGGUUUAUGUGAGGAGGACAUGAAACUUGUGGGAAUGAGAUACUUUACAAGCAAAUGCCAUUCCCUCAAGGAUUUAGAAGAUCUGAAAUUUUAUGGAUUUAGAGGCGAGGCUAUUGCAAGCAUAGCUGAAAUGUGCAGCGUAGUAGAAAUUUCUUCAAAGAAGAAGAAUGCAGCAAGGACAUUCACAAAAUUGUUUCAGAAUGGGAAGUCGCAGCAUGUGCAUGAAGCUGAAUUGAACAGGCCAUGUUAUGGGACAACUGUUACUGUGUUCAACCUGUUUUAUAGCCUGCCAGUACGGAGGAAAUGCAUGGAUCACGUAAUAGAGAUUGAACGUAUCCGACAAAGGGUAGAAGCAGUAUCCCUCAUCCAUCCAUCCAUUUCUUUCUCUCUUAAGAACGAUGCUUCAUUUUCUGUGAUACUUCAGCUGCCUAAAACCAAGGACGUGUGCUCUCGUUUUUGUCAGAUUUAUGGACUUGCCAAAUCUCAGAAGCUUCUGGAAAUUCAGCAUUCUUUCAAUGGCUUUUCUAUACAAGGAUACAUCAGUAGUGAAAGUCACUAUAAUAAGUCCAUACAGUUUUUAUAUAUUAACAAAAGAUUGGUUUUAAAAACAAAAUUACAUAAACUUAUUAAUUUUCUGUUAAGGAAAGAAAGUGUAAUUUGUAGGUCUAAACCUCAUGUUGGCGGUAAAUUAAGUUCUAGUCCAGGGAAGAAUCGUGGUCCCGAGCUUUAUGGAGUCUUUGUAAUUAACCUCCUGUGUAAUUUAUAUGAGUAUGACAUUUGCUUUGAGCCUGCAAAAACCUUGAUAGAGUUUAGAGACUGGAACUCUGUAUUGCUGUGUGUAGAAGAAGGUGUAAAGACAUUUUUACAGAGAACUAACAUGUUUUUAGAGCCAUCUAAGGAAGAUAUUACUGACUUUAAUGAGAAAACCAAUUUAACUCUGUCAUGUCAUGAAUUUCAAAAUGUGGAGAAGAACCAGCAAGAGAUCUUUCAAAAGGCUUGUGACAGUGUAACGGAGAACUAUGCAAUGUCAAAUCUUAAGUCAAAAUAUGUAAUCAGAAGUAAUACUAAUGAGAUACAAAUGCCAAAUCCUACUGUGAAUGAUCCUAAUGAUACAAACAAAUUUCAAAAUACUCCCUGUAGGGUAAGUGAUGCACUUGUUGAAUGCAAAACAACGCAGUCAGACAUGUUAGAAGUCUCUCCACACAAUAGCAGCAUCCCUAAGACAAAUACAGAAGAUACAGGAUCCUCUACAUGUGUUAAUAAAGAUAACUCGGAAGAUAUGGUAUGUCCAGGUUCCUUUGAAGGUCACUGCAGUGUUGUAAUGCAUGAUUCAGCUGAACUUGAAGCUGUACAAAGUGGAAAUAGUUCUGACCAUCUGAAGAGAAAAUGUUCUACAUUGCUUAGUCCUCGGUUUAUGACAUGGGAGACGAGCCUUCCUGUAGAUACAGUAAGAGACAAAACUCUAUCUAAUAUACUGUGUCCAGUUGUGAAUGAGGUCAUCUCACAAGUAACACAUGACACAAAUAAGAAUUAUUUUUGGUCAAAAGACAUUUCUAACGAAUCUACUAAAUUUGAAGUAAGCCAGACUGUUUCCAAGCUACCAUCACCUGAGGGAACAAAUAAACAGUUUAAAAUGUUUUGCAGACCUGGUCCUGUAUGUUCACUUGAAAUACUAGAAAACAACAUUUCUGGGAAGAGUAACCAAUCAGGAAACUUAAGUAAACUUUUUCCAAACAAUAGAAAGUCAGUAGAUGCUAAAUUUCCCACAUUAAAUACAAGAAACAUGGAUGUAUUGACACAUACAUACACACCUGGCAUCAAACACAGAGAUACAAAGCAGACUUCUAAAAGCAGGGCAUCCAGAACUUUGCAUUUAUUUGGUCAGCUGGGAUCCUUGGAAAGAUUUAAGAGACAGUAUGGAAAAACACAAUCUUUAGCAGCACAUUCAAGCUCUUUGGAUAAGGUUCACAAUGGCAACUUGAAAAUUCAUCCUCCCAGUGAAAAGACAGAAACAAAUGCUCAUCCUGCAAGAGAACCUCAGGAACUAGCAGAUACUAUAUUAACAAAUGUUAAGCAGAUACAUUUUAACCUUAGUCAGCAAAGUCAUUCUACUCAGUCAGAACAUGCUAAUCAGAUGCUAAAUCCAUCAAGUAAUCAGAGCAAUGGUAACUCAUUGGCCUCAAAGCUGUGUCAGAUGAGGAAUACACUAGAGUCUUCAUAUCUAGAAGAUAUAAAUACUGAAGCAUUAAGAAACUUAAGAGCAACCAGUGAGAUUUCGUUAGGGAUUGCCAUACCAAGUACAGAACAAAUCUCUGCUGUUGUGAAGAGUGUUAAUGCCUCUAGUCCCCAUGGAAAAUCAGAGGAACAGACAGAUUGUGUUCAGCAUACAUUAACAACUGUACAUGACUGGGAGACACAAGAAAGUAAAAUUACUUCUGAUGCACUUGAUACUUUUGUCAGAGGUUCAGAAAAUUAUCUGGAUCCCAAUAGUACUCUUCAAGCAAGUGGUUUUGCAUCUCAAAACUGGUGUCAGUGUUAUGAAGAGUCACUUGGGAGGAACGUUUUUAUUAACAAGGCCACAGGCCUUAGCAGCUACAGUGCUCCACUGGAGGAGGGGACCACCCGCUGCAUUAAUGAUCUCUCAACGACUGCAGUGAAUGUUGUCUGCGGUAAUGAUAAUGAGAACUCAGAGAGAGAUUUACUGCAGUCCAUGUACUCAAAGUGGGAGAACCCAGUGUUCUCACGUCACCCUAUGGUGGCUGUGGAUGUAAGUAGGGGAAAUGCAGACAUCCUGGCAGUCAAAAUACACAAUAUACUGCAUCCGUACCGGUUCACCAAGGACAUGAUACAGACUAUGAAGGUUCUUCAGCAGGUGGAUAAUAAGUUCAUUGCAUGCUUGAUGAAGACUGAGAUGGACGACGGCACAGAAUCAGAAGGAAACCUCUUAGUGCUGGUGGAUCAGCAUGCAGCCCAUGAGCGUAUCCGUCUGGAGCAGCUUAUUGCAGAUUCCUAUGAGCAUGCACCAGGGACUAGCGGAGUAAAAAGGCUAAAGACAUCCAUUGUGAAUCCCCCACUGGAAUUGGAUUUGACAGAAAAUCAGUGGAGGCUGCUUAGGGCAUAUGCUGGUGGUCUGCGUAACAUAGGUUUGUCUUUGUCAUUCCCUGAUUCACACAACACUCGUGUGCUGGUCGGAGAGGUUCCUCUUUGCUUUGUAGAGAAGGAAGCGAAUGAGACUCAUCGUGGGAGAUCAACUGUGGCCAAAAUGAUGGUGCAGGAUUAUCUAAGAGAACAGGUGGAGCUGUUACAGGUGUCUGGAGGAGCUCAUGGGACAUUUCCUCUGACCGUGCUGAGGGUGCUGGCGUCCCAGGCAUGUCAUGGUUACCAUUAUGAAGAUGGGUCAAAGCUGGCUAAAACAGAUUUAUUUAUUUGUACUUUCUUGAUAUCAGGAGAAGAAGAAAAAAGUAUUCAUCUUUAG
Bombina bombina (fire-bellied toad) is the source of this 3736-nucleotide messenger RNA. It is a transcript of the gene MLH3, whose product is annotated as mutL homolog 3. Bases 86 to 3736 code for a protein of 1216 amino acids. The record is from RefSeq and is a predicted model, not a curated record. The transcript has 10 exons. Gene Ontology annotation, biological process: mismatch repair. Lineage: Eukaryota; Metazoa; Chordata; Amphibia; Anura; Bombinatoridae. Gene Ontology annotation, cellular component: mismatch repair complex. Gene Ontology annotation, molecular function: ATP binding; mismatched DNA binding; ATP hydrolysis activity.